Recurvomyces mirabilis is the source of this 1047-nucleotide messenger RNA. RefSeq lists its product as uncharacterized. The record is from RefSeq and is a predicted model, not a curated record. The coding region runs from base 1 to 1047 and encodes 348 amino acids. Lineage: Eukaryota; Fungi; Ascomycota; Dothideomycetes; Mycosphaerellales; Teratosphaeriaceae. The transcript is spliced from 3 exons.
AUGCUUAGAAAGCUUGUCCUGGCUGGUGCUCUGCUUGUGGCUGGCUCGAAUGCCGACCUCAAUUACACAAUCCCAGCUGCUCGAUGCGUGGACACCACCAGCUACGACACUUGCUCGAACGGGGUGGACUCGACCUUCCAAGGAUGUACGACAAGGAAUGGCGCCAACAACGAUGAUAUCGUGGCAUGUGCUGAUACAGCCAACGCCUUCCGCUUAGGUUGCAUUUACCAGUAUUGCUGGAACGUUGUCUAUAGCUGCGAGGUUCAGCAACUGGUCAGUCUAGUUGCCCAAACGGAAGGCAACGGUGGCAUUCCAUAUUAUCCAGCACCGGACAACGCGCUCGGCGGCUGUAGUUGUAACCUAGAGUUGGUGGAAGAAGUCGUGAUCGGCUCGCUUUCUGCUCUUGGCGCUUGCUCGAACACCUAUAACAACAAUGCUGGUUGUGAAUGUUGUGCUCAGGCUGGUGCAUACGCUGGGCUGUACUCAGUCUGUCCCUCGGUCGACCCCAAGUACCUUUUGGCAACACUACCGGGCACGGACACCCUUCUGACCAUAUACGACCCACCAUUCGCACAAUGUGGCUCCGUACUCCAGCAGACCGAUUGCGAGAAGGAUUUAGGAUAUCCUGCUCUCCCUAGUCCAUUAACGUACCUGUCCGCAGCUCCCUCAACUACUGGCACGGCAUCUUACUCGGAUCUAUCGGGUUCCCUCAACGCUCCAUCCGCCUCAGUGGUGCCAUACAUCCUGGUCGGCAACAUAACUAUAAGCAUCACUGCUGCGAGUGUAGGUGGAGCCGGGACAUCCAAUCGCCCAGCGACGACGAGUGCAGGUGCUGCAGGAGGGUCACUUACUACGUCCACAGGAAGCUCACAUGCCGCAGCAUCUGGAAGUGGGGGCGCGAACAAUGGAUCGCAGACAUCCGGUGGUGGUGCCGUGACGGCCAGCGCGACAGCCAGUAGAGGAAUUUCAAGGUCAUUCGGGUCUCAGGCUUCUUGUAUCUUCAUGGCGAUGCUAGUCAUGUUGACCUCGAUCGGUGGACUGUUGUAA